AGCAACUGUGAUCUAUAAAACUUUCGCGACAUCGCCGGUUCUCCUUAUAGUUCAGUUCGUGUUUGGAGCCUUAACUUCUCCUUCGUUGCGAACAACUCAAUUCCACGCCCUUUAAAACUUCUUUUAGUAGCAAGUUUUUGAAAUCUUACAGGAAUCAUGCGAGAGUGCAUCAGUGUUCACAUUGGACAGGCCGGAGUCCAGAUCGGUAACGCCUGCUGGGAAUUGUACUGUUUGGAACAUGGAAUCCAACCUGACGGAAACAUGCCCAGCGACAAGGCUGUGGGAACCGGAGACGAUUCCUUCAACACUUUCUUCAGCGAGACUGGAGCCGGCAAACACGUCCCAAGGGCCGUUUUCGUAGAUCUGGAACCAACAGUAGUUGAUGAAGUACGAACUGGAGGUUACCGUCAAUUGUACCAUCCAGAACAGCUCAUUUCCGGCAAGGAAGACGCAGCUAACAACUAUGCUCGUGGUCAUUACACUAUUGGAAAAGAAAUCGUUGACUUGGUGCUUGACAGGAUCCGUAAACUCGCUGACCAAUGCACAGGGCUUCAAGGUUUCCUCAUCUUCCACAGUUUCGGAGGUGGAACCGGCUCUGGAUUUACAUCUUUGUUGAUGGAAAGAUUGUCUGUAGAUUACGGCAAAAAAUCCAAGCUUGAAUUCUCUAUUUAUCCUGCACCUCAGGUAUCCACAGCUGUUGUUGAGCCCUACAAUUCUAUCCUAACCACCCACACCACUCUUGAACAUUCCGACUGCGCCUUUAUGGUAGAUAAUGAAGCUAUCUACGACAUCUGCCGCCGAAAUCUGGACAUCGAAAGGCCGACUUACACUAAUCUGAACAGAUUAAUCAGCCAGAUCGUCUCGUCCAUUACCGCAUCCCUCCGAUUCGAUGGUGCCCUGAAUGUUGAUCUCACUGAAUUCCAAACUAAUUUAGUGCCAUAUCCAAGAAUUCAUUUCCCACUUGUAACUUAUGCACCUGUGAUAUCCGCCGAAAAAGCUUACCAUGAACAGCUCAGCGUGGCCGAAAUUACAAAUGCCUGUUUCGAACCCGCCAACCAGAUGGUGAAAUGCGAUCCCAGACACGGCAAGUACAUGGCUUGUUGCAUGUUGUACAGAGGGGACGUCGUGCCCAAAGAUGUGAAUGCCGCUAUCGCUGCCAUUAAGACCAAGAGAACCAUCCAAUUCGUAGACUGGUGUCCAACUGGUUUCAAGGUUGGCAUCAACUACCAGCCUCCAACUGUCGUUCCUGGCGGAGAUUUGGCUAAAGUGCCACGUGCCGUCUGCAUGCUGUCCAAUACCACAGCCAUCGCCGAAGCUUGGGCCAGACUCGACCACAAGUUCGAUCUCAUGUACGCCAAGAGAGCCUUCGUCCACUGGUACGUCGGAGAAGGUAUGGAAGAAGGUGAGUUCUCCGAGGCCCGUGAAGACAUGGCUGCCCUCGAAAAGGACUACGAAGAAGUCGGACUGGACUCCAAUGAUGGCAUGGAGGACGAAGGAGAUGAAUAUUAGACUGUUCAUCGGACUUUGUAAACGAUCCCAUGCUGAGUGGAACAUGGUUCCAAUAAAAAUUUUAUAAAAUU
This is a messenger RNA of Argiope bruennichi, 1580 nucleotides long. RefSeq names its product tubulin alpha-1C chain-like. Gene Ontology annotation, cellular component: microtubule; cytoplasm. The coding region runs from base 157 to 1509 and encodes 450 amino acids. Gene Ontology annotation, molecular function: structural constituent of cytoskeleton; GTP binding. Gene Ontology annotation, biological process: mitotic cell cycle; microtubule cytoskeleton organization. Lineage: Eukaryota; Metazoa; Arthropoda; Arachnida; Araneae; Araneidae. The transcript is spliced from 6 exons. The record is from RefSeq and is a predicted model, not a curated record.